Molecule: messenger RNA, 1570 nt
Organism: Triplophysa rosa
Lineage: Eukaryota; Metazoa; Chordata; Actinopteri; Cypriniformes; Nemacheilidae
Exons: 3
Coding region: 352-1368 (338 amino acids)
Source: RefSeq, a predicted model, not a curated record
GCUGCAUUUAUGGCAUAUUACUAUCAAAUGCAACAGUCAUCUUUAUAUUGUUUUUGUUACUGUUCACUCUGAGGCCUGUGCCGGUCCUUCUUCAUGAGCGGAAACAGCAAGAGCACCAGAUCUUCCACAUCAUCAGCCAUCGGCUGAGCUUCCAGGCCACUGGAAAGAUCAUCUUCCACCUUUCCAGCAUGAGUGGAUCCGGAACACACUAUUUAGGGCCAACCUGCGAACCGGCAAGUCAGAACUAGUGUCCCAGCUGAAGCUUUGGUGGCAUCCUCCUCAGCCCCUUUAAUUCACACUCAGCCGCCCACCUCACCCGACCUCUUCUUCUGUCGGCCCCUUUUCUUAUGGAUGCCGCUGAAGAUGUGGUUAAUUCCUCUUGUCUGUGUUCGCCCAGAGUGUGGUAAGCACAGACUGACAGCGGCAGGACUUUACCGUACAGUGCGCAAGGUCUUAGACAUCGACAGGUGGUAUGACCUUGCCACUGAGUAUCUGGAGUGCAAAGGCUGCAAAAAGAAGUAUCCCGCCUGGUCUGAGGACAUCUUAGGACAGCUGGAUAUGGGCCACCGCAGUCAGUUUCCAGCUUUGCUGACAUACAGAUACUCAUGUGACAACCGGGUGCUGAGGAUGAUGAGGGAGAGGACACUGGGCAACAGUGUGACUCAGCUUUACAAGAAGCUAAUGGAACAACACAGUGAGGCAUGGACACAGCGUGUCCUGCAGUACCUGACUGCCUGCGAACCAUUCACAAGGUCCUCCCUUGUGCAACCUCCUGUGUUUACUGAGCCUCCUCUCUUACCUGCCCUACCUAGACCUAAGUGGCUGUUAUCCGUGUACGCCAGGGAUGUUCUGGGGCGACUGCACGAGGUCAAGGCCAAAAUUACAUCUGUCUUUGGUUGUGUUCUCAAGAUGGACUCCACAAAAAAGGUCACAAAGAAACUUGACGGUGCUGCUUCAGGAACAGCUGCCUGGUGCACAAAUGUGGGAAAUGAGCAAGGCCAAGUCCUUGUCUCUGUGCUGACAGCCGCCGAGGGACAUGGACUGGACUCCGUGGCAGCUGGCCUGAUGAAACGCUACCGGAAGGCAGGAGAGGCAGCCCCAAAAGUGAUGUACGUGGACAGAGAUUGCUGCAGUCAGCACGACCAGUCUCGGGUGAAGGUCAUGUUUUUAGAGUGGGCUGAGCUUGAAGUGUGCCUCGACAUCUGGCAUUUCAUGCGGCGAUUUGCUGCAGGUGUCACGACAGAGGCUCAUCUGCUCUACGGGAUCUUCAUGGCACGUCUGUCCACAUGCAUCUUUCAGUGGGAUCCAGAGGAUGUGGCCUGUACAUAUGUGAGAUAUAAAACCCUUUUUUGUCUAUUAAACUUUUAGGAACCAGUGCCAGUGAUGCACAUUUUCAGGCCUAUCUCCUUGAGGGCUUGAUGCGUUAGAAUGAUGACCGGAUGGAAGACGCCAUAAAAGGAGCAUCCUCCAUCCGGUCAUUUGGAAGUGCCAUGAAAGAGGCUGUGGACCGGCUUAACCGAACAGUAUUUGGGAAGCCCUGGGAUGAGCACUAUCGCCCUCCUGGAGCAUA